AUGAAGGAACACAACGGAUGGAGGGAAAUGAACAAUACAGAGGCUAAAGAGAAUCUAAUGCAACCAUUUUAUUUGGACGCAACAGGUCAUCCAUCAUUUAAGGCAAUGGUUGUCAGGAAGGGGGAGUGUACAUUGCUAAGGAGAUCAUCGAGGCAUCUUGCACCAGGUGUCGAGGACAGAGCAGCAUUAUCCCCGAAGUUUACUUUUAAUCCAAAGGAAGGAAUUGAUAAUCCCGCUUUGGUCAUAUGUGACGACCUCGAACUGCCAAUCUCCCUCAAGCCCAGAAUCUGUGUCUUGACUAAGAAGGAUAAUGAGAUGUUUGGCUUCCACUUGCGAGCAGAGAAGGGAAGGCCAGGACAUAUCAUCAGACACGUGGAGCCAGGGAAUUGUGCUCAGUAUGCUGGGCUCUCGGACGCUGACAGGGUAUUGGAGGUAAAUGGAGAGUACGUGGAUAACAUUGAACAUUUCAAGCUGAUCAACACAGAGAUGGCAAAUACCUCAUUUCCUGGAAGGAUUUUAAUGAUAACUGAAUCUGCCUUGUCAUGUUACCUGUUCCUGAGACAUGAGCUUGGGUUUGAACCAUUCUUAAGUCAUGUUGUCCAUGAAGAGUCUUCCAUACAGAUUGCCUUGCCUGACUCCAGGUCAGAAUUCACAGAGGAUCAUACUGCUAAAGAGCUGGUACCUUCCAGGAUUGAAAGUCAAUUGCGACCCAUUCUUCAGUCCCAAUUGAAAGUCAACUUCCCUCCAGAGUUGGAGGUCAGCACAGAAGCUGUGCCAGAAUCUUUAGUACUUCUGAAGCUGGAGAAUUCUGUUGUAGAGAAAAUAAGGCUGAGUGGGAGCAAGAUCACAUUUCUGGUUGUCAAUGGGGCUGCCUAUGAAGAUGCAAAAAUGAAGAAUUUAAAUAUUGCAGAGCUCAUACAGUCUGAUAACCAGACCCUAUGUGGUAAACCUCGACUGUGUUAUGUGGAAAAAGGCCCAAACGGAUUUGGCUUUGAAUUGUUUUCUUCUGAAGGUGCUAUGGCUCCGUUUACAUUGAGCAUCCAAUCUGAGGGACCUGCGGAAAAAAGCGGAGUGCAGUCAGAUGACAGACUCAUUGAAAUUAAUGGAGUCAAUGUGGAGGAUUGUACCUAUCUACAAGUCAAAAAAGAGAUUAAAGAAACUGGAGACUCAGUAACUUUACUGGUGACUGAUCAGAAGACAGAUGCUUACUAUAGAGACAAAGGAAUCAGGAUCGUUCCAGCCAUGGCUUGCUUCAAGCACGUGCCCUUCAAGCCAAGAAAACUUUACUUGGUGAAAGGCAGUUGUGGCUACGGAUUCCUGUUGAAAACCGAGAAAACUAUUUCAGGGACAUAUGGUCAGUAUUUGCGGGAAGUGGAUGCCGGAAGUCCGGCGGAGAAAUGUGGGAUGAAGGAAGGAGACCGUCUGCUGGCUGUAAACAGGGACAACAUUGAGGGACUGCAGCAUGACAUUGUGGUGAGGAAGAUCAGGGAGAGUGGGAAUCAAACCACCUUCACCGUCAUCAGCUCUGAAGGAGAAAAAUAUUUCACAUCUUUGGGUUUGUCCCCUUUAAUUUGUAUGGAUGAUGAUGAUGUUGAAGAACAAAUGGAAUUGAAGGAGACAGCUGAGAGACGCCUAUCACCUCUGCAAGCUCACCCCCCUCUGUGCUGCCCUACAGCCCAACAAGCAACUGGACCCAAACCCAGGCUUUGCCAUUUGGUAAAGAGCUCCUCAGGGUACGGAUUUCAAAUUUACAGCAUCACGGAUGAGCCAGGAGUCUACAUCCAAGAGGUUGUGCCUGAAGAUGUUGGAUACAAAGCAGGAAUCAGGGAUGGUGACAUGGUAAUUGAGGUAAAUGGAAUAAACAUAGAGAAGGUCAGCUACGAGGAUGUUCUGUUGAAGAUAAAAGAAAAAAUAUCUGAGGUGACUCUUCUCGUCAUGAAUAAAAAUGAAUAUUGGCACUGUAAAGAUAACGACAUCCCAAUUAGCAGGGAAUCAGCCGGCGAAGACAAUAAAACCUCCAAAACUGGGAGCACAGAAAAAGGGAUUGUCUCCAACACUGACAGCAGUAAAAAGACAAAUAAAACCACUGCAAAAGACAGCAAUGCUCAUCUUGUUAAUAAGGUAACUUCAACAGGACCACUUCCAUCGGAAAACCUGUUUUAGUGAAUAAUUAUUGAUCAGAAUCCUGGGGAGAACGCCACUGCUCUCCUUCA
Molecule: messenger RNA, 2213 nt
Organism: Carcharodon carcharias (great white shark)
Lineage: Eukaryota; Metazoa; Chordata; Chondrichthyes; Lamniformes; Lamnidae
Product: Na(+)/H(+) exchange regulatory cofactor NHE-RF3-like
Exons: 13
Coding region: 1-2163 (720 amino acids)
Biological process (GO): protein localization to plasma membrane
Cellular component (GO): apical plasma membrane
Molecular function (GO): protein-membrane adaptor activity; signaling receptor binding
Source: RefSeq, a predicted model, not a curated record